AUGACCAGCAGCAGCAGUAGCAGUGUCAACAACAAGAGGUCCCAAUUGACCCGUCGUGUCGUGCGUCGCCCGCUGCAGUUCGUCUCGCCCGCCAAAGAACAGCAGUAUCGCGCCGACAUGGACCACGUGCAGCAGUACAUUUGCGCACAGGUUGGGGGCCUGGACGACGUCUCGAGCCAACUGCUCGGCGUGCACGACAGUCGCUCGUGCAGCUACUACGAAGAGAUCCAGGACUUUCUCGACCGCAAGCACCAGCUCGAGCAGCAGCAGCAACAACAACAGCAACAACGGCCACAGCCGGUGAAGGGGCAGAGCGCUGAGCGCGUGCUCAUCCGGGGCCUCGACGAGUUUCUGAACGAGCUGGACCCGAGUUUGUUCACGGACCCUGUGUCGAGCACCCCCCAACGCCUUGCGGUCGCCAACUUACCGGUGCACAGCAGCUACAUUCGUCGUAAACAAGAGGAAGCGAUGCUGACUCGUCUGUGGAGCAAGCACAACGCCGUCGAGACGGACCGCUGCACGGCCGCUCCGAUCUCGUGGGCUGGCGCGAUCAAGCGCCAACGGGUCCUGUAA
Messenger RNA from Hyaloperonospora brassicae, 573 nucleotides. The record is from the annotation of a GenBank genome assembly. NCBI's taxonomy places the organism in Eukaryota, Oomycota, Peronosporomycetes, Peronosporales, Peronosporaceae.